AUGCAAAGUUCCCUUCAUAAAAUACCUUUGAUUUUUUAAAGUAAAGAAAUUAUUUAAUUAAAGUAAUCAAAAGCUUGGAUAUUUUCGGAUAGUCAAUAACGUUAAAUAUUAACAAACAGAAUACUUAUAAAACAGUUUUUGGUGGUAUAUCCUCUAUUUGCUUAAUCUUUAUUUUGAUUGCCAUAUUUUAAACUAACAUAGUGGAUUUUUUCGAAAAAUCAGCUGUAAGUUUUUCUUCAAAAACUGAAUUCAAUCCAAAUCCUGAUUAAAUUACAAUGAACAUCUAAAAUUAUAUGGUAGCAUUUUCAAUUGAACAAGAUGAUUUUGUAAAUAAUCCUAUGUUCAAUAUAACAAUAGAACAAAGGUUAAAAAUAUUUUAUAUAUAGACACUACUAUAGAAAUGCAUUAGGGAGUUUAGUAAAAUAAAAUAACUAUUUAUAAUUGGAACCAUGUACAUUAGAACAUUUUGAAUUCCUUUCAAAUUAGAAUUAUUCAGAUUUUCAAAUGCAAUUUAAUUAACUUGAAUUAAACAAAUGGCUGUGUCCAUAGUAAUAAUUCUAUAAUAUUUUUAGAAAGGAUUUUUAAUUUUAUAUGGAAGGAACAUAUACAAGUGAAGAAUUUGAUUUUAUUAGAGUUAUUGUUAGUGAUUGUGAUGACUCUUAAAGUGGAUAUCUAAAUUGGUAACCUACUUGCGCUUCUAAAUCUUAAAAAGAUCUACAUUUAAAUAAAGAAGGAUAAUUUAAAUUAUAAAUUUAUUAAGUUAACUCUGUUGUUAACCCAAAAGCUUCUGAACAAUAUUAUUAAUCUUACCUUGAUGGUGAAAUGUAUUUUACUUUUGUUCCACAAAAGUUAUCUAGGCAAACAAAUUUAUAUUAUAGAAAAUAUUAUUUCUAAAAUGAUAAUUCCUUAAUGCCAUUUUUUAAGUAUGUUCAAUACAUAUUUUUAGAUCAAUAGAUGAGAAAGAAUUAAUUGUUAGAUAGAGUGUAGAUUAUAGAGAUUUAACAGAACUUGGAAGAAAUACUGAUUAAAAUUAUGCUAUUGUUUAUCUUAGAAGAAGCUAAUUUUCAGAAUUUAUUUAAAGAAGAUUUAUGAAAUUUGAUGAAUUAUUGUCAUUUUUAGGAGGAUUUUUAUAAAUAAUGAUUACAGGAUUCGGAAUAUUUAUUAUGUAUUAUAAUAAAUUAUCAUGUAAAUCUUUGUUUUAUUAUUAUUUAGUAUAAAUUGAAUUAUCAAAUAAAUUGUAUAACUUCUCUAAAAGUCUAAAUAAAAAUGCUACAUUCAAAUAAUCUGUUAAAUAAACUGUUAACACUUCAAUUUUGAAUGAAUCUAAAAUUGAAAUUAAAUCAGUUCAGCAAGCAAAAAAAGAUAAUACAUUAAUGAACCAAAAAGAUGAAAUAAGUAUGACUGAAUCAAUCUUAAAUUUAUUUGAAAAAUCUAAAAAAAUAAAAUUAACAUCAAAAUCUUUAAUAAAUCAUUUAUCAUUUGGGUAUUUAUUAAAUGAUAAUGAAACUUAAAUUUUUUAAAAAGCAAUGUAAUUAAUUAAUUAAUAUUUUAGGGAACGGGUUGAUUAAAGUUUAGAUAUUUAAGAAAUCUUAUAUUAAUUGUAAGAAAUUAAUAAAUUAAAAUCAUUAUUGCUAAAAAAAUAGUAAAUUAUACUCUUUAAUUUUACUUAAAAACCUAAUCUCACUUUAGAAGAUGAAGAAUAACUUCCUAGUAGACUUUUAAUAGAGUAAUAACUUGAAGAUGAUAAGUAAAUAUUAAAUAAAGAAUUAAUAAUAAAAGAUCUUUUUAGUGUAUAAUUUUUAUUUUAUUUUCUAAGGCAUGGCUAGAUAUGAAAUGUGAUUAAACAUAAAAUACUUGUCAGGUCGAAUUAAAUCAGAAGCUUAGCCAAGACUUAGGUAGUGAUAUUUAAUCUGUUUUUUCUGAUUAUGUAAAAGCUUAGCAUACUCAAAAAAAAAAGAUGGAAUAUUAAUUAAUAAUUAAUAAUUAAGAAUAGCAAGAUUUAAUCUAAUCUUUACAAAAAUGA
Molecule: messenger RNA, 2023 nt
Organism: Paramecium sonneborni
Lineage: Eukaryota; Ciliophora; Oligohymenophorea; Peniculida; Parameciidae
Source: the annotation of a GenBank genome assembly